This is a messenger RNA of Galleria mellonella (greater wax moth), 723 nucleotides long. RefSeq lists its product as uncharacterized. The transcript is spliced from 37 exons. The record is from RefSeq and is a predicted model, not a curated record. The coding region runs from base 55 to 723 and encodes 222 amino acids. Lineage: Eukaryota; Metazoa; Arthropoda; Insecta; Lepidoptera; Pyralidae.
CUUCAUAGAAACAAUUCAGUCUUAUCCAGAAGGAGAAAUCAAGUCUAAAUCAAGAUGAAACCCGUAAUAUUGGCUUUGUUCCUUGCAACCUUGCCUGUUGGCCUAUUCGCACAAUUCAUGUCACCAUGGUGGAGUUUCAUGAAUCCAGGAAACUCAGCCACAGCAAUGGCCUCAUCAAGUGCAAAUAGUGAUGGAAAUAGCGGAGCUCAAGCUAUCUCACAAGCGUCGUCAUCUGGAGGAAAUGCCGGAGCCGUAGCAAUGUCGUCAGCGAACUCAGGCGGAAACAACACAGGAAGUCAGGCAAUAGCAAUGGCAUCCAGUGAAGCAGAAAAUUCUGGAGGCGAAGAAGAAGAAACUACUGGAGAAGAAGAAGAAACUACUGGAGAAGAAGAAGAAACUACUGGAGAAGAAGAAGACACUACUGGAGAAGAAGAAGACACUUCUGGAGGAGAAGCUGCAGCACAAGCUGAAGCGGAAGCUCAAGCACAGGCUCAAGCACAGGCUCAAGCACAGGCUGAAGCAGAAGCUCAAGCACAGGCUGAAGCGGAAGCUCAAGCACAGGCUGAAGCAGAAGCUCAAGCACAGGCUCAAGCACAGGCUGAAGCAGAAGCUCAAGCACAGGCUCAAGCACAGGCUCAAGCACAGGCUGAAGCAGAAGCUCAAGCACAGGCUCAAGCACAAGCUCAAGCACAAGCUGCAGCACAAGGUGAAUUAAGAAUUUAA